This is a messenger RNA of Nematolebias whitei (Rio pearlfish), 2070 nucleotides long. RefSeq names its product F-box and WD repeat domain containing 9 (gene fbxw9). The coding region runs from base 37 to 1764 and encodes 575 amino acids. The transcript is spliced from 7 exons. The record is from RefSeq and is a predicted model, not a curated record. Lineage: Eukaryota; Metazoa; Chordata; Actinopteri; Cyprinodontiformes; Rivulidae. Gene Ontology annotation, molecular function: protein binding.
CUCAGUGAGUGAGUUAGUUGGUGGAGAUCGAGGGUGAUGUCUGAGAUUAGAGUCAACCUGACUGAAGCAGGAACACAUGAAGACCCAGCUGGACCAAGUCCUGACCCUGUGAAAACUGCUGGCAGACCAGACCUGCAGGGCUUGCUGCCUGCUGUCAGCUCCUCUUCAGCCGAUGUGAGCCCUUCACCUUCUGCCGAGCCCAGCGGCUUGUUGUCAUUACCAUGGGAGAUCUUAACACACAUUGCCUCACACCUUCCUGCUCAGUGCAUAAUCAAUGUGCUGCCAAAGGUAUGUCAUGUGUUGAGUACUGUGGGUGAGGACAGCACUGCUUGGCAGCUACGAGCAAAGAGACUAAUCGGGUCAAAAGCCAUCUUUCCCGUAGGGCCGAGGGAAAACUUUGACUGGCCUACAGCUUGCCUGGAGAUAGAGAAGCUAAUAACUUGCUGGACAGGUGAAGCCCAACACAAAGCUAGACAGACCCGAGAGAAUGAGGAGGAGAGAGAUCGGGUGAGUCUGCAGGGGAGGGCGCCAAUUGCAGAAGGACAGGAAGAUGCUGGAGGAGAUGAGUUACAAGGAGUGGGAGUGGCGGCGCAGGAAGUAGCUUAUGGUGCUGAUGAAGGCAUAGAGGUAGUACUGGAAGCUGAGAAUGGUGAAAUGCAGCCAGCCUUAGAUGGAGACCAAUUGGCAAGAUUGAGGAUUGCAUUAGAGGAGAGGCUGGUGGAUGAAGCAGUGGAGUUGGAGGAUGGAAGAAUUGAGUUAAAUGGGGAGCAAGAUGCAGCUCUUCACAACCAGGAAUUCAUGAACCAGGAGGACGACAGAGAACUGGUAGAAGUGAUUGAUCAUCAAGCCUCAAGAAGCCCUAGCCCACCCCCAGCAUUAGAGUGCAUCACCCUACCUUCAAGUCACAUAGCCCAGAUCAAUUCGGUCCUCCUCCUUGGUGGGGAGGGUGGUAUUUGCGCCACAGCUUCCAGAGACUGGAAUGUGAAACUUUGGGAUCUGCAGUCCGGCUCUAAUGGCACACUGCUGCACACAUUGGGAAGGCAGGGUGACUUCAGCUCCCAUCGAGGCUGGGUGUGGUGCCUGGCAUCUGAGGGUCCCCUGUUGGCCUCAGGGGGCUUUGACAGCACAGUGAGGCUGUGGGAUCUGCAGGCCGGCGGCGCAGACAGGGGCCUUUUCAGGACAAGAGAUGCUGUUCUCUGCUUGUCCUGUCAGACGGAUGUGUUGCUGGCUGGUACUUUUGACAAGAAGAUCAACAUGUAUGACACUAGAGCUGCUGAACCAUUGAUUAAAAGCCUUAAACUCCAUGGCAAUGCUGUAAUGUGCCUAGCUGCAGACGACAAAUACAUAAUCUCUGGGAGCAAAGACUGCACUGUGGCUGUGUAUGACCGCAGAGCAGGCAAAGGCUUGAAGAAAAUUCAGCUGGGGUCCUAUUUGCUGUCCAUGAGCUACAGCAGUUCUGAGAUCUGGGCAGGAGACAACAAAGGCAUGCUGCGCUCCUUUUCCAUGCAGGAUGGAACGUUAAAGCGCCUGUCCCAGUUUGAUGUAGGACACACAGCUCUGGUUACUGGUAUCCACAGGUCUCAUGGAAGCCUCUACAGCUGCUCGUCUGAUGGAACGUUCAAGGUUCACAUCCCCUGCGCACCUCCAAGGACUUUAUCUACUCUUCAUUAUCAAGCUGGUGUCCACGGGCUGAGUGUGGAGGCUGGAGUCCUCGCUGUGGCCUCGGGCGACCUUAAUGUGGAAGUCUGGAGACCCAGAAAGUGAGCCUGCUACAUCAACGUCCUCAUGGGAGGACUUGGAAAAAGAGGUGCGGAUAAAAACGGAAACAUAACGCGUGCCGAUCAUCCUGAGGCCUAAACUACAAACCAGUUAAUUACCACUGUCGACGUGCCACCUUUGAUUGACAUCAAGCCCAGGUGAACAACACGUCUUUAAAAAAACUCAUACGUUACUGCAAAUAUUAACUUUUUGCUUAAACCUAAUGUAGCCGUCAGUAAAAGCCUUUGAACCAUACGAAACACGUAAUUAUCCUCCAGUAUAGCAUCUGACAAAACUAUAAAACCCCUGAAG